UGAGUUGAAGAUCUUCAAUGCCUUAUGGGCAAAGUCGGCCAAGAGUUUUUUGUAUUUCAUCAAAUACAUUGCAAACGCCUUGCAAGCUGGGAUUGGUUGGUGAUUAUGUAGGGGAUUAAAUGAGCUACAAAACUAUGAACACAUUGUAAUUAAAUCGAUUCAUUUAACUGCUAUGGCAAAUAUAUGCAAAUGUACGAUAUAUGCAAAUGUACGAACAUAAUUGUCGACAUCAUAAAUCAUUAAAAGAAUAAUUGCAUAUGAUGUUUGGAUUAGAACACAAAAGGCAGAACGUAAAACAAAAUAAUGAACAUCCUGUUGUUUGUUCGAAAUAUAUAUAAUAAGUCUAUAAUGGGCCACUGCGUACCAUCAAACACCCUAAACAGCUUCGCUUAAUACAUUAAUUGAGUCGUUAACGAGUAGAGCGAAGAAUUUUUAUUAGCGUUCGACGUUGGACUGAAAUAUAUCGGAAUAUAAGACGGUCACCGGGACAGGCAAGUUUAAAGCGAUCCAUAAAAUGAUGCGACAUUGAUCGAUAUAAUAACUAUCUGGAUCUAUCUCAAGUCCGUCUGGGUGUUACAUGAAUCGCUGCGCAAACUUCAUCUACUCUCUUUUGCCACCGAUGGUGUAGGGUAUAAAAAUAUUUGAUCAAUCACGUUGGUCAGCGGACGCAUGAAUUAAGUGUACUGUUGUUUUUACGAAACAAUAAGCUUUCGAGCACGAGUACGGGUACAUCACACAUGAAGUGUUUUAUUAAUUCAACGAUUUUUCCUAAAAUCGAAUUAUGAAUUAGUAAACAUUUGAACUGGCACAGAAAAUGCUGCCGUUUUUCAGUUUGUUUUCGAAAUGUUUCUUAAUGAUUUGUGUUUAAGGAUCUCAUUAUGGCCGUUGCUUGCCUAUUUGGCGAAUAUUAAAGGACUUUGUCCGGAUUAUACAGCAACACAAACUACUGCUACUAUCACUACGUUAAGUACAAGUUCGACGACAACAUCCUCGACUCCGACGAAUCAAUCAGCGAAUACACAAACGAGCAGCUUAGCCGUGAGCACAACAGCUAGACCGAGCACUGAGCUAAAUUUCAACAAUACAGGAUCAACUAUAAUUCAAUCAACGACAACUACUUUGUCACCAUGUCCAGCAUAUCCUUUGAUGUGUUUAACCGAUGGUAAAAGUCCUAUAUCAUAUUGUCCUUGCAUAGAUCCCCGUCAACAGAAAAAUCGGUUAAAACAGCAUCCCGACAUAAUGAUAUUCUCACCUUUGGAUAAUGCGAAAUUUGCAAGAAUUCGUACGAAACGCAGCACACAAGUGAAAGCACAAAGUCAAGCUUGCACUGGAAGUGAUUUGCAUUUGAGCAAAUGUACACCAAUCACGGAAUGUUCUGAUCUAAUAGAAGAGUUCUACAAUGAACUUAAAAAAUCGCCUCAAGCAAUCGAUUUUAACACGUUCAUUGGCCAAAGGAUAUGCGAUUUUGAUGGUAAACAUUUUUUGAUUUGUUGCAGCAAACGAUUGAAUCAAAAGGCCGUUGGAACUAUACCCGUGCAAUUUCAAUCAAUGCAUGCAUUUGAAAGUUCCGUUAUAGCAUCGGAAUCGCACACGAAUUUCUUGCAUGCGCUCGAACCAUCGCGGUAUCCUCAUCUGCCAAGUAUUUUACAAUUUGCUCCUCUGUCCGAUGUUGAUGAUAGAAACAAUGGCUCACCCCCCGUUCCUCCACCAAAUGCUGCUAAUAAUGUUCUCACAGAAUCGAUUAGAUUUCAGCCGCUUAAAAUAAUUGAAACAGGAACCUUGCUCACUAUCACUCAGCCAUUUCUAGAGCAAGGUGUUACCGAGUUUAAAGACAAUUGUGGUAUUAGUAGCGGUUUAAUUAAUCGAGUGGUGGGCGGAGCAGUAGCCAAACAAGGCACUUAUCCGUGGAUAGCUGCUUUAGGCUAUCGGGAUAUGAAUGGCGGUGGUGGGGAAAUAUUGAAGUUUUUAUGUGCCGGAAGCUUAAUUACUCUUAAAUAUAUUGUCACUUCAGCGCAUUGCAUAAACCCGAAUCUUACUAUAGCUCGCCUGGGGGCGCAUGACUUGAUGAAAGUCUUUGAAAGCACAGCAAGAGAUUAUCAUAUAAAGACUAUGAAAAUUCACGAUAAUUUUGAUCUUGUUACUAUAGCAAACGACGUAGCUGUAAUAGAACUAACAACCGAAGCGCACCUAAGCGAUUUUAUUGCUAUUAUAUGUUUACCUGAGGGCAAUCAUUUUCUUACCCAUAACUUCGUGGGUCUACGUCCAUUCUUGGCGGGCUGGGGCGCAAGUAAACAUCACGGGAAAACUUCAUUUGUCUUGACGGAUGUUCAAGUUCCAAUUGUGAGUCGCGAACGUUGUAAACAGAAAUACAAAUCCGAAUUUAAUUUUCUUGAGUUUACCGAAAAAUUGUUAUGUGCCGGCAGUGUAAAUGCGGAUGCCUGUCAAGGCGAUUCCGGCAGUCCACUAAUGUUACCACAGGUAUGUUUUGAUUCAAUUAUUUCCUGUAACGAACUGCAAUUAUCGAAUCAGGGCGAAUGGAAAUGCGGUAUAACCCGACCGCCUCAAUCGCGUAUCGUAGAUGGUCGCGAAACGUUUUUGGGUAAGUUUUCCCUGAAGGAGUUGUGA
Molecule: messenger RNA, 2625 nt
Organism: Glossina fuscipes
Lineage: Eukaryota; Metazoa; Arthropoda; Insecta; Diptera; Glossinidae
Exons: 7
Coding region: 844-2625 (593 amino acids)
Biological process (GO): proteolysis
Molecular function (GO): serine-type endopeptidase activity
Source: RefSeq, a predicted model, not a curated record